Molecule: messenger RNA, 1410 nt
Organism: Saccostrea cuccullata (small rock oyster)
Lineage: Eukaryota; Metazoa; Mollusca; Bivalvia; Ostreida; Ostreidae
Exons: 4
Coding region: 3-716 (237 amino acids)
Source: RefSeq, a predicted model, not a curated record
UGAUGUGGAACAAUUCACCAUUGAUGAUCAUUACUUGGCUGUCGUAUUUGAGCUUCUCGGUCGAUUCUUACCCUUUGAACCAACAGAAAAGAUCCACCACUUUCAGAUGGGAAAACCCCUGUCUUCUACAGGUACAGACAGAUACCCAAUCUUUACAACCGGCUGUGAUACCGCUUAAAGUCGCCCUACAGCAAAUCUACCAAAAAGCUAACUUACAAAGAGAUGCAGCAAUAACACUAAGGAAACAUUAUAUUCCAACCCUGGGUGAAAGAAUAACAAAUCCCUUCCUUAUUAAGUACCUGGAAUCAGCGGAAAUGGAUGAAUUAGAUUUAAUAGAAGAGAGCACACACUGUGAAAACAAUAUAACAGUUACUCUUCUGGAAGACUACAGACGUCUUUCCUUUUUAGCUGUGUUUUUAGAAAAGGUUGUAGAAGAUGAAGUAUUUUACGAACACGGAGAACUAUACGAUAACAUGAAACCUGUUCAGGAUUACCUAUACCAACUUAUGUGUGAUAUGCACACAACUAUCUAUACAGUUGUAAACGGCGCAAUAACAAAUCACGUGACACGUGAGGUCAUGAGCGAUGAAUUGAGGAAUUUGUCAGACGACCGUGCCAGUAGAUAUUACAGGGAUUACACAAUUGUUAGUAAGGACAUUGAAUUUCUUUCUCAGUUUUCUGACAAGUAUUUAAACAUAACAAAAAGUAUUUCCUGAUUUAAAUACUCAUUUAUAUAAUUCUUUUGCUUGUAUGAUAAAUGUAUGCCAGUUCUUGAAAUGCAGAUUUGUUGGUUUUGAUUUAUAUUUUAUACAAGAUUGUUCACAAUGGUAAUUAGAUUUUUUGAAUACCUCAUAUACACAAAUGUGCAAUGUUAUCAAUGUAUAUUUUUAUAUUCAUUUUUUUUUUAUUUUACCGUUUUUUUUAUACAAAUAUACAUUAUGAAAUGUAUUGCUAGAUUGCCAAAAUAGAAGAUUAUUUGUUUAGUAAAGCGUUGUAUGGUUUUUCAAUUUUGUUGAGUUGGAAGACAUUUACUAGUAUCCAACUGUAGCAUUAUUCAAAUUAUUUAUAGUUAUAAAUAUUUCUACAUUGGGUAAAGUAUCCUUUCCAUAAUUCUAUAAUAGCCUCUAAAAAGUUUUUCUUUAUUUCAAGUGUUCGGGACAAGUAAAAAUGUUCAUGUUGAAAAUUUUGAAUACCAUAUUUCAUUACAAGAAUUCAGCUAUCAACAGUUAAGACUUAUUUUGAACAUUUCUAUAAUGCAAGUUUUCUAUUUACAAACACUGGUGGAUAAGAAAAGAAUUAAAGACAUUUUUUCCCGCUGUCAAAGAUUUUUUUAAGAUCUAGACUUAUUAAAUUCAAUACAUUUCUACUUGAUCAAAUCAAUGUUGGGACAAUUGUAGCUGAGAAAGUCAU